AGUGUUUGAGGAGUCCCUGCAGGUCUCUUUUGCUGCCUAUAGAGGACACUGUGGUUUUCACUGUAGAUGUCUCCUCCCAUGCCGAUCCGGCUCCAGUCUUCAGACAGACCUCAUCGCGUCUCCCGGAUCAACUUCCACCACUAAUGUCACAGAAAGUGGCACAAACGGGUAUGUGCGCUAGAAUCCGCUGCGGGUGAGUUGAAGGCAGCGCAGGCUGAUUAGGGCCAGCGGAUCUGCCUCUAUGUAUCCCGGAGUGUAGUCUAUAAUCGGUCAUGGAUCUGGUUUUCAUAAUAACUUAGAAGAAUCUCUAGGACAACAUAAGAGGACAUAUGGACGGGGCGGAUGCGAGCCAGCUGUCCGACAAGGACCUGCUGAUGCUGGGGAAGGAGGAUCUGAUUCGGAGGCUAAGGCGGCUGGAGAGCCGCAACAUGGACUUGAUGCUGGAGCACGGGAACAUGAUGAAGGACGUGAACCGGAGCCUGCAGGUCCACCUCCGCGAGAUCCGGAGCCUGAAGGAGGUCAACCGGAGACUGCAGGACGAUAACCAAGAGCUCCGGGAGCUGUGCUGCUUCCUGGACGAUGAUCGCCAGAAGGGGAGGAAGGUGUCCCGGGAGUGGCAGCGGUUCGGCCGCUACACGGCCAGCGUCCUGGGGAAAGACGUGGCUCUGUACCAGCAGAGGCUGACCGAGCUGGAGAGCAGUCAGGAGGCGCUGCGGACGGAGAACAUGGAGCUGAAGGAGAUGGUCCUCAUGCUGGAUGAGGACAGAAGCGGAGCCGGGUCCCGGAGCUCCAUCGACAGCCAGUCCAGCCUGAGCAACCUGAACUGCCCUGCGCCGGCUCGGGACGUCGGGGAUGGGAGCAGCACAUCCAGCACUGGGAGUCCCGACCACCUCAACCACAAAGCACCUGAGGGAAAGAUGGCAUCUCUGAGGAGGUCUGUGGACGUCCAGGGGGGAGAUGGGCUCGGUGAUGAAUUAGCCAGCUACGUCAGACAGCUGGAGAACAAGAUGAGAAUGCUGGAAGAUGAAAACCACCAGCUGAUGUCUCAGACAAACGGAGGGGAAGUUAAGACAGUGAGGAAGGGUUUUUCUUUUUAUGAUUCGGAAACCCAGCACUCACAAUUCCAAGACAACAUGAACAACGGCGAUGCUCUAUCCUCCAGCAGUGACCCCUUCUCCACAGACCUCUACCUCCCCCACCGGCUGAAACCAGAAGCUAUAGUCCACGCAAUGAAGGUGCUGGACGUCCAUGAGAAGCUGGACAUGCAGUGCUCACAGGAAUAUGACGACGAUCUUAAUGACAAAGAGAAGGCCAUUGUCAGAGAGAUGUGUAACGUGGUUUGGAGAAAGCUGGGUGAUGCUGCAGGAUCCAAGCCUUCAAUCCAACAGCAUCUCCUAGGCAACCAGUUUAAAGGGCCUUUAUAGUUGCCGGACACCAAGUGAAGCCCCCAAUGGCUCCAACCAUCCUAAGUUACUAGUUUGAACUGAAAGCUUUUCAGCAACGUGUUUGAAAAUGGAUAUCCAGGUCAGUCAACCAGGACAUAUAUGUACUGAAAUGCCAAUGCCGGAAGACUGGCUGUCCAUUUGUAGCAGAUGGACUCAAAAUAGCCAAUCUCGUUAUCUGGGUUGCAGACAUAGACUCUAUGCAGCUUUUUUUAAAGCCUUCGCCAUCAUGGAAGCAGAAAAUGUAAACAAAAUGUGGCCGAAGCCUUCUUGUAACUCUAACGCAAGCGGCAGCCACCAUGGCUCAGUGUGACAGUCUAAGACACCGGCCAAUCGAGCAAAUACACCCAGAAACUCUCACUUGAAGCCUUAUUAUAUCCAUCUAUCUAUUCAUCCAUUCAUCCAUCCAUCUAUCCGCUUCUGCGGAGCCGGGUCACGGGGGCAGGAGGCUAGGCAAAGUAUUUCAGACAUCCCUCUUCCCAGAAACCAUUUCCAACUCAUCUUGGGGGGAACCCUGAGGCGCGUCCAGGCAAGACGACAUAUAUAAUCUCUCCAGCGUGUUCUGGAUCUAACCCGGGGCCUCCUACCAAUUGGACGUGCCAGGAAAUCCUGUAACAGGAGGCACCCAGAAGGCAUCCUGAUCAAAUGAGCUCCUCACCCCUUAUAUCACGGGCUGAGCCCAGCCCCCCUAUGAAGUAAAAACUGAAUUCUUUCAAUCACCCACAGCACAUGACCACAGGUGAGGAUCGGAACGUAGAUGGACUGGUAAUUCAAGAGUUUUGGCUCCGGUACAACGUCUGCAUCCCUAUUGAUGCCUCACUACAUCACCUGUCCAUCUCACCAUUCAUUUUACCCUCAAGACCCAAAGAUACUUGAUCUCCCUACCCGGACGGAUCAACCCAAUGUUUUCCGGCAGAGAACCAUGGCCUCAGACUUGAGCGUGAUUUAGGGUUCUGCGGAGACUCUACGCAGAGCUUUCGCUGCAGCCUACAUAAGUGGCCCGAAGUUUAUACUUGUGCAUUGGUGUGUGCGUCAAUCUCUUUAAGAGAAUACCAGGGCCGGCAUGUGUGUGUGUGCGUGGGAAGUGGUGAAGGAGAACCAGGAAAUGAGUUGGGGGAAUUGCAACAAUACCACGACCACAGCAACGUUACAUUUUUCAAGAGGGGCACAUCAGGCUACGGCGCAGGCUCGGUAUCUCCACGCACCUACGUCCGAGCCACAGCGUAGAUUUAACGCAGAAUCAUAAACCACGCUUUAGAGGUACUGACUCUCAUCCCGACCGAUUCCCACUGGGCUGCAAACCGCCCCAGUGCAUGCUAGAGGUCACGGUCUGAUCCAACUGUUAUUAGCUAUUAGUUAUUGCAGUUCUCAAAUAGCUCCACCCAUAAGUACUCCUGCAAUGACAAUAUCAUGCCAUUUUCUGAAUACACAAUGUAAUUUGUGUCAAUAAGACAGCUUGGAAGCUGUUGAAAGGUAAAUAUGAACCCUUUUGUAAGAGUAAGAGAGUAAACUGGAUUUCCGAAAAUGUCACAGUAUUCCUUUUAUAAAAACAGUAUACAAGCCCUAGCAGAUCAAUUUCUCUAGCUUAUAUUGUAAACUAAUCUAGUGCUAUGUUAUCUUACCCUUGAAUUAUGUAAAUUGAUAAGGACAUUAUCGUUGAUCAUUGCAGUUAUGAUUUCUGGGUAUUUUCAAUAUAUACCCUCACUUCUGUUUUUUUUAUUUUUUCCUGCAGGGAAUCUGUAAAAUAUU
Etheostoma spectabile (orangethroat darter) is the source of this 3191-nucleotide messenger RNA. RefSeq names its product coiled-coil domain-containing protein 85C-A. NCBI's taxonomy places the organism in Eukaryota, Metazoa, Chordata, Actinopteri, Perciformes, Percidae. The transcript has 6 exons. Gene Ontology annotation, cellular component: apical junction complex. The record is from RefSeq and is a predicted model, not a curated record. The coding region runs from base 330 to 1424 and encodes 364 amino acids.